Molecule: messenger RNA, 546 nt
Organism: Fomitopsis serialis
Lineage: Eukaryota; Fungi; Basidiomycota; Agaricomycetes; Polyporales; Fomitopsidaceae
Exons: 3
Coding region: 1-546 (181 amino acids)
Biological process (GO): inositol biosynthetic process; phospholipid biosynthetic process
Cellular component (GO): cytoplasm
Molecular function (GO): inositol-3-phosphate synthase activity
Source: RefSeq, a predicted model, not a curated record
AUGCUCUAUCACGCUGAGUUCGUUGCCGCGAACCAGGAGACCUAUGCGGACAACAUCGCCCCCGGCACGGACAAGCAGGCCCACCUCGAGCAGCUCCGCGUGGACAUGCGCCGCUUCAAGACUGAGCACGGGCUCGACCGCGCCCGCAUCACCCCCGGCGUGAACGACACCGCUGACGCGCUCUUUGCGGCCGUUAAUGUGUUGCACCUCGAGGUCUCGCCCUCGAUGGUCUUCGCCGUCGCAUCCAUUCUCGAGCCCGAGCCCGCCGUGAACGGCGCGCUCCAGAACACGUCUGUCCCGGGCGUCAUCGAGCUCGCGGAGCGCCACAAGGCGUUCAUCGGCGGCGACAAUCAAAGCCAGGCGAGACGAAGCUCAAGCCUCUACCUCGACAACAAUGACGGGCAUAACGUCUCCGUGGAGCUGCAGUUCAAGAGCAAGGAGAUCAGCAAGCGCAGCAUCAUCGACGACAUGGUCGCGUCCCACCUCCUGUUCAAGCACCCCGAGCCAGGCGCGGCCAAGGGCACGAGGUGGGCCGAUCAUUUGUAG